This is a messenger RNA of Linum tenue, 636 nucleotides long. The record is from the annotation of a GenBank genome assembly. Lineage: Eukaryota; Viridiplantae; Streptophyta; Magnoliopsida; Malpighiales; Linaceae.
AUGAGGGCUUAUGUUCGAUCAUCUUCUUUGCGUAAGGCUGCUUUAAGGGCAUUGGCCAAGACAUUGACUGCAGAUGAAGUCUUUUAUCUGAAGGAGCAAUUCACAAUAUUGCAGCCAAACAAAAAUGGCAGCAUAACAUUGGAGCACAUUAGGAUGGCAUUGAUGAAAAAUGCAACUGAUGCAAUGAGAGAUUCUCGCGUGCCUGAUAUUCUAGCCUCGCUGAAUACACUUCAACACAGGAAGAUGGAGUUUGAAGAGUUUUGUGCAGCUGUGUUGAGUGUUCACCAAUUGGAGGCACUUGAUAGAUGGGAACAGCAUGCUCGAUCUGCAUACGAAAUUUUUGACCAAGAUGGAAAUAGGGCUAUUGUUAUUCAGGAACUUGCCUCGGAGCUUGGCCUUGGACCAUCCAUCCCAGUUCAUGCCGUUCUAAAUGACUGGAUAAGACAUGGUGAUGGUACACUUAGCUUCCGUGGGUUCAUCAAGUUGUUGCAUGGUAUGUCUAGCCGGGGCAUGGCGAAGGCUCCAUGAAAACACCUCUGUCUAGAUGGUUACACAUUCGAAUGGGGUAAAGUUCCAUGAGGACGUUGAAGUGCUUGUUUUCCCCAUUCAUUGAACCACCAAAUGUGAAAGUUCACU